This is a messenger RNA of Aphis gossypii (cotton aphid), 594 nucleotides long. RefSeq names its product cytochrome b-c1 complex subunit 8 (gene UQCR-Q). The transcript has 2 exons. Gene Ontology annotation, biological process: mitochondrial electron transport, ubiquinol to cytochrome c. Bases 172 to 423 code for a protein of 83 amino acids. The record is from RefSeq and is a predicted model, not a curated record. Lineage: Eukaryota; Metazoa; Arthropoda; Insecta; Hemiptera; Aphididae.
AGCUGAUUAGAAGUUUGACUUUUUCGCGAUAUGAUAUUGAUAGGCAGCAGCAAUACGCCGUCUCGAGUAAGUUUUCGACUUAAUUUUGAGUUCUAAAUUCUAAUAUAUUUUCGGUCGUCCUACACCGUCGUUCCGUUUUCACUCGUUCCCGAUCCUCAAGAAAAUACCAAUAUGGGUGGAGAACUUGGAAAUCUUAAAACUGAUAUUCGUGGAGUUAUAACUACCAAAUUGUCUCCAUUUGAGCAAAAAGCAUUUAAAGGACUUAUUUCUCAUGGAGUUCCCAAUUCCAUUAAAAGGACAGCCUCUAAUUUACCAUUCAUAGUUCCACCAAUGAUUGUUGGUUAUCUCGUCUACGAUUGGGCUGUUCACGCUCAUCAUGAAAGUUUGAGGAAGAAUCCUGCUGACUUUGCCAAUGACAAAUAACUUAUUUUUAAUUCUACUGUAAAAGUUAAUCAUCUUAAACUAUUGUAGAAAAGAAAUUUAUUUGUCAAUCAUGAUUAUUUGUAAAGCAACAGUAAAAAUUAUUAAAAUGUUUUAAUUUGUUAAUUAGCUAAAAUAAAUUUAAUUUAAUCAUUAAAUUAAUAAAAAAAAGUA